UCACGGAGUUUCUCUCGGUUUGUGGGCUCAUCUAAAGCUGAUCAUCAGCAGGAGACGAGCCAUUUAGACUCAGCUCAGCCACUACAGAGGAAACAAUGACUUCAACCCAAAAGGACCAACAUGGAGCGAGAAGUCAGCGCUCUCAGGAGGCCGACAAACCUCACAGAAGAAAGGAAGAGAAAAAAUACAGCUGUGAUGAGUGUGGGAAGGGUUUUACCCGGGCUGUACACUUAGAAACACACCAACUCAUCCACAGUGGAGUUAAAGCGUACACCUGUGACUUGUGUGGAAAAUCUUUUACUUUGGCUGCUAACUUAAAAAGACACCAACUCAUCCACAGUGGAGUUAAAGCGUACACCUGUGACUUGUGUGGGAAAUCUUUUACUUUGGCUGCUAACUUAAAAAGACACCAACUCAUCCACAGUGGAGUUAAAGCGUACACCUGUGACUUUUGUGGAAAAUCUUUUAACCGGGCUGGAAGCUUAAAAACACACCAGCUCAUCCACAGUGAAGUUAAAGCGUACAGCUGUGAUUUGUGUGGAAAAACUUUUGCCCGCCCUGGAAGCUUAAAAACACACCAACUCAUCCACAGUGGAGUUAAAGCGUACAGCUGUGACUUUUGUGGAAAAUCUUUUACCCACGCUGAAAGCUUAAAAAGACACCAACUCAUCCACAGUGGAGUUAAAGCGUACACCUGUGACUUUUGUGGAAAAUCUUUUACUUUGGCUGUUAACUUAAAAACACACCAACUCAUCCACAGUGGAAUUAAACCGUACACCUGUGACUUUUGUGGAAAAUCUUUUACCCACCUUGGAAACUUAAAAACACACCAGCUCGUCCACAGUGGAGUUAAAGCGUACACCUGUGACUUGUGUGGGAAAUCUUUUACCCACGCUGGAAGCUUAAAAACACACCAGCUCGUCCACAGUGGAGUUAAAGCGUACACCUGUGACUUGUGUGGGAAAUCUUUUACCCACGCUGAAAGCUUAAAAAGACACCAACUCAUCCACAGUGGAGUUAAAGCGUACACCUGUGACUUGUGUGGGAAAUCUUUUACCCACGCUGAAAGCUUAAAAAGACACCAACUCAUCCACAGUGGAAUUAAACCAUACACCUGUGACUUAUGUGGAAAGUCUUUUACCCAGACUGGAAGCUUAAAAACACACCAACUCAUCCACAGUGGAGUUAAAGCAUACAGCUGUGACAUGUGUGGAAAGUCUUUUACCCAGACUGGAAGCUUAAAAAGACACCAACUCAACCACAGUGGAGUUAAAGCGUACAGCUGUGAUCAGUGUGGCAGAGCUUUUACUCACAGUGGCCUCUUACAGCGUCAUCAAGUUAUCCACUCCGGAUUUAAGGCGUACAGCUGCCACAUUUGUGGAAAAACCUUCCACUGGAUAGGCAGCCUAAAUAUUCACCUCCGCAUUCACACUGGAAAUGACGUUUACUGCUGUGAUCAGUGUGGGAAACUGUUUGUGAAAUAUAAAGACUUACAAGACCACUUGUUUACCCACACUGUGGGGAGACCUUAUAAAUGUGACCUGUGUGAGAAGACUUUUAAAGCUCCACGUUACCUGAAAAAACACCAACAGAUCCACACCAGAAAGAAACUGCAAGUGCAGUUACUGUGAGGCCACUUGCAGAGCGACACAGAUAGAUCCAGUUCUGAACCCUGUCGUCAGUGUGGUGGUGGGAAAGAGUUUUGCUGUGACCUUUGUGGAAAAACUUUCACUCUGCAACAGACCCUAAAAAUCUGGACUUCUUUAAAUUGCUUGAAGAUGUUUCACCUCUCAUCCGAGAAUCUUCUUCAGGUCUAAGGUCAAAUGGUGGAGAGUUCCAGAUUUAAGCUCUGUGGGAGUGUCAAGAGGUGAUAUUUUUUGGUGUCAAUGCUGGUGUGAAGAUUGUGCUGUUUUGAUUGCUUUGCAAAUAUUCAUUUCAAUAAAUCCAAGGAAAUAUUUGGUUUCAACGCUCAGUUGAUUUUCAGGGAAUAUUCCAGCAGUUAAAAGUGUUGAUAAAUGAACUCGAGUCUCUAAAAAUGGGCUAAAAAUGGGCUAUAGGAGAUGUGAAGUGCAAACAUAUGUACAUUGUGUGUAAUGGGAUUUGGCAAGAUUGAGAGAUCUGCCGGACAUAAAGAAAAAUGUAAAUACGAGACUGACAAAAAAUUGAUAAUAAAGACUUAAUGAAGCAAAACAGCAAGUUGAAAAUAAGACACGCAGAGAUUCAGCAGAGAGAAGUCGCUCAUUGUCUGAGCAUGUUAAGAAUAUAAUGAUUAAAGUUCAUUUAGUGAUUUUUUUUUUUUUUUAAAUAUAUACAGUGCAAUGGUGCUCAUUAAGACUUGGCCCUCCAUAUAAUAAUGGGGUAAAAGAGUGAAUUUGGCUCUAUGAUUGAACUGAAUUAUUGAAACUGACAUGUAGAGCUGCAGAGGGAUUUCCAAACAUGCUUACAUAUCAUAACCAGUUAAAGUCAGGGUGCAAUUUUCCUGGGCCAAAAGAGUCUGAACAGAAUGUCCCAGACUUAUAUAAUAAGUACAAAAUGACAGGCUGAGAACUGUUAGAUAAUAGUGUAACCCAUGUGAAAUACAGGGCUGCAAAAUCCCUUUUUGUUAUCUAAGGCUAUAGCCUGUUAUUGUCACAAGGGGGUGCUGUAAUGCACUUUUGUGUUCUGACAACCAUGUGUCUAGUGCGCAGGAAGCAUUACCUGUCUCUUACUGUGAGAUCUUCCCUCUCUGAUGGCGGUCAAGUGUGUCAGAGCUCACCAAAAACUAUCUUGGUAUGCAAUGCUGCAGCCCGGUUAAUGAGACCAGAUUGUUUUACGUAUAAAUGCUAAUAAGCCACUCUUUUAUUAGUCCCCGAACUCUGACCACAAAGGGAAUAAGUCUGUCGAGUUAUUUGUGUUGGAAUAUCCCAGUUUCUCACAUGCCUUUUGUUAGCUACCUCUUAAGUUGAAUAAUGUAUUUCACAAACCGAUUCAGCUCAGAAACAUUUGGAAAAAAACAUCAAAUUUGGUGUGUUGUUUUACUUUUCUUGUUAUUCUUUACAGUGUGUUAUAAGUGUUGAAUGCUUUGAGCUAAAGGUGUUUUACUGCCGAUGCUAGAUGUGAUACUAGCUGCUAAUAGCUGUUAGCUACCCUACCCCCACGAAGCCAUAUUCCGAUCGGGGAGGUAUUCAGAUAGAAGCACUAGCUCUGUUUAUAUUAGAAUGGUUAGGUCUUAAUAGAAAUGAGCAUAUUUCAAGUUUAAUAGUACUUGCACUGUGAAUUAAGUUACAUUUGCUUGUAAGCCUUAUGGAUGAAUGACACAUUGAUUGCGAUGACUGUUUACAUUACUGUUUAAGCUGCUGAUGUUCUUUAUUGUGAUAUAAUUGUGAUAAAAUAGUUGAUACUGGUACAAACAAGUUACUGUAACUCUUGUAACUUGGUAAAGCUAAAUGGAAUGUCAUUUGUUAUUAAUACAUUUGGAAAAGAAGUUAAUGAGUUCAUGUUAAGAACACAAGAUGGAAAAGAAAUUCAUUGUUCUGCACUGUUUGUGUAGAUUGUUUUUUUUGAAUUGAUCUUGGAAUAAAUGUAACCCGUGAA
Molecule: messenger RNA, 3573 nt
Organism: Oreochromis aureus
Lineage: Eukaryota; Metazoa; Chordata; Actinopteri; Cichliformes; Cichlidae
Product: zinc finger protein 347-like
Exons: 4
Coding region: 96-1631 (511 amino acids)
Source: RefSeq, a predicted model, not a curated record